UCAACCAUGGCCUCCUCCUCCUCUUCCUUCUUUGUCCUCUUGGUGCUCUUAAACACCAUCACUAGAUUAAUAAUCACCAAUCCUGGAACCACAUGCAAUGCCUCAUCAACAGUAGUGCCACCAAAAUUCCCAGCUAUAUUGGUUUUUGGCGAUUCAACUGUGGAUACAGGGAAUAACAACUUCAUCCCAACAGCUUUCAAGGGUUGUCACCCACCUUAUGGUCGAGAAUUCCCUGGUCAUAUCCCAACGGGAAGGUUUUCGGAUGGAAGACUAGUUCCCGAUCUACUGGCUUCUGCCUUGGGAAUCAAGAAGCUUGUGCCACCCUUCUUAGACCCACUUCUAUCGGAUAAGGAACUCUGUACCGGAGUCAGUUUCGCUUCGGCGGGAUCAGGUUACGAUGAUCUAACCACAGUGGUAUCAAGGGUGAUCCCAGUGUCACAGCAGCUACAAUACUUCAAGGAGUAUAUCAAGAGACUCAAUAAGGCCGUAGGAGAACACAAGGCUAAGAAGAUAAUAAAUGGCGCCUUGGUUAUGAUUAGUGGAGGAUCUAAUGACUUCCUCAUCAACUUCUAUGAUCUUCCAACCAGGAGUCUACAAUUUAACAUCUCAGGGUACCAAGAUUUUCUGCUACAAAAGUUACAAGACAUAAUUAAGGAACUGUUUGAUCUGGGAUGUCGUAACUUCAUUGUAGCGGGGGUUCCUCCAUUCGGCUGUGCGCCUAUCCAGAUCACGGCAAAGUUGAAGAAUACACCUGCCAGAACAUGCAUUGAAGAAGAGAAUAAAGAUGCUCGUGCUUAUAAUUCCAAGCUCAAGCGAGUAGUGAAAAAACUAGAAGAAUCGUGUGAAGGAAGCAAAAUGGUGUACCUCAACAUCUACGAUCCUUUCAUGGACAUGAUCAACCAACCACAAAAAUACGGAUUUGUGGAAACAAAGAAAGGUUGCUGUGGGAAUGGAUUGGUAGAAGUAGGACCCCUUUGUAACCUACUCACACCACCAUGUGCCAAUGCUUCUGAGUAUCUAUUUUGGGACGCCAUUCAUCCUGGUGAAGUCGCUUAUACACACAUUACCCGUUACGUGCUGGACCAUGCCCAUAUGCUCUUCACGAUCCCUACUACUCCUGCUAAAGCAAACUAAAGGGCUUGCGCCUCUGGGUUCUUGUUUCUCUUCUGGUCUUAUUCUUCUCUUAAGGCAACUAGUCCAGCUGUAAUACAUUGUAGGCCCGCUCAGUUCUCGUUGGAUCUAAUCUAUAUCAUACUUAUUCUCUCUCUCUCUCUCUCUCUCUCUCUCAAUUUUCAGCUUGAAUGGGGAUAUAAAUUAUGAACAAGAGAUGGCUACUUGGUUGCGUAGUCUCUGUACUAAUAUGGG
Molecule: messenger RNA, 1365 nt
Organism: Macadamia integrifolia
Lineage: Eukaryota; Viridiplantae; Streptophyta; Magnoliopsida; Proteales; Proteaceae
Product: GDSL esterase/lipase At2g30310-like
Exons: 3
Coding region: 7-1134 (375 amino acids)
Molecular function (GO): hydrolase activity, acting on ester bonds
Source: RefSeq, a predicted model, not a curated record